Molecule: messenger RNA, 2144 nt
Organism: Scheffersomyces amazonensis
Lineage: Eukaryota; Fungi; Ascomycota; Pichiomycetes; Serinales; Debaryomycetaceae
Product: putative ATP-dependent RNA helicase
Exons: 1
Coding region: 181-2055 (624 amino acids)
Cellular component (GO): nucleus
Molecular function (GO): nucleic acid binding; ATP binding
Source: RefSeq, a predicted model, not a curated record
GUCACUACAGAAUGUAUAAAGUAUUUCUCACUAAUUUCGCUUCGUUAGUGAACUUGUAGCUCAGUAAAAGUGUACCUCUGGCGUGGAUCAGUACUAUAAAAAAAAUUACUGAGUAGCGAAGAGCAUCGCUACACUACAAGUGUCUGGAAUAAAGUAAAGUAAAGUACAGUACAGUAGCGUAUGUUUGGGGCUAGAUUUGAUCCUACGUCGUUUGACGAGGGACCUGUGAAUGGUAAGAAAGAGCCCAUACUUAUACGAAAAAGAAGGUUGAGUAAUACCAGUGAGGAUGAAGAAGAUAUAGAGAAAGAGUCUAGUGAAGAAGAAGUGAGUGAAGAAGAUCUGAGUGAAGAAGAUCUGAGUGACAGUGAGAGUGGAAGUGAUAGUGAUAGUGAUAGUGAGAGUGAGAGUGAUAGUGAAAGUGAGAGUGACAGAGAAGUUGUCGAGGAAGAUCAGGAAGAUCUCACCCAAGACAUGGAGGUAGACACCCCCGAUCCAGACUACCUCUCCAAACAUCUGGCCAUUUUCAAAAAGUUUGAAAAGUCUCUCCUGAAGCAACUUCCAAAGACUGACGAUAUAAGCAUAGAAGAUGAAGAAGAAAUACCCGAAGUUCAAGACUUGGCACCUUUACCCCAACCAGCAUUACCUAGAGAUAGAAGAUUAGUCUCUAAUACCAAUAACCUUAGUAACUUAAAUUGGUUGGCAACCCCCAUAUAUGUGUCACCACUGGAUACUAAAUCAUUUCAAGACUUUGACCUUUCACCAUUCAUGCAUCGAAACUUGGUAAAUUUAAACUUUACCCAAGCAUUUCUGGUACAAAUUGCUGUAUUAAACUUAUUAUUGAAAGAUAUUAAACAAAACAAAGUUCAACCUGAUUUUAAAGGAGACAUAUUAGUCAAUGCAUCGACGGGGUCUGGUAAAACUUUGGCCUAUCUGAUUCCAAUAAUUCAAGAUUUACAUUCAAGAAUUGUACCGAGAGUUAGGGCUAUAAUAUUAGUACCUACUAAACCAUUAAUUAAUCAAGUAAGAACAACUUUAAAUCAAUUAUCCAAGGGAACUAAUUUAUUAAUAACUAGUUUAAAAAAUGAUAUCUCUAUUCAGGAAGAAUCCAAUAAAUUAUUGACUGCUGUUCCUGAUAUAAUAAUCUCAACUCCAGGUAGAUUAGUUGAACAUAUAACCAAUAACUCAAUUAAUUUACUGGCUUUACAAUACUUAGUAAUUGAUGAAGCCGAUAGAUUAUUGAACCAAUCCUUUCAAAAUUGGUGUGAUAUCUUAAUGGAAAAGAUUGAUAAUAGUAUAGAUAUUUCCAAAACAUGGAAAUUAAGAGUUAAGAAAUUAAUCUUUUCUGCUACUUUAACAACAGAUGCUGGGAAAUUAGCUCCAUUAAAAUUUCAAAGUCCAAGAUUGGUAAUUGUUAAUGAUGAAGAGAAGUUGGUCAAUGAGUUAUAUACUGUUCCUCCAACUUUAAAAGAAUUCACAUUAAAGUUUGGAUCAGCCAAAUCUUCGUUAAAACCUUUGAUAUUAUCGAAAUAUUUGAUCCAACAAGGAAAGUUAGCCAAUGUAUUAAUCUUUACCAAGUCUAAUGAUUCAUCCUUAAGAUUGGCUAAAUUAUUACAACUAUUAUUCGAUAAACUUGUCUUAUCAUCAAAGAUUGAAAUUGCCUAUAUAAACUCAACUAAUAAUAAGACUUUGAUAAGAACUAAAGUUCUUAAAGAAUUCAGUCAGCAAAAGAUUCAUAUAUUAAUUGCUACUGAUUUAAUUGCUAGAGGUAUAGAUAUAUUAUCUAUUUCUGAUGUGAUAAACUAUGACUUACCUAAUUCAUCUAGAGAGUAUGUUCAUAGAGUAGGUAGAACUGCGCGUGCUCAACAAGAUGGUAAUGGUUAUAACUUGUUAUUUGGUAAGGGAGAAACAAAGUGGUUUAAUAAAUUGAUGAAUGAUAUCGGAAGAGAUCAUCCGAUUGAAGAUGUUGAAAUCGAUUCAAAGGAUAUCGUAUCAGCCGAUGAUGAAGCCAUUUACGAAACCUGCUUGCAUGAGUUACAAAAACAAGUCCAUAGUUAAGUAUAGUAUAGUAAAUUAAAAAUAAUAUUGUACACAUAAUAAAAUAUAAUUAGUAUUUAAAAAAGUACUGCAAAAUAGUGCGGCAAAAA